Molecule: messenger RNA, 1410 nt
Organism: Lachancea mirantina
Lineage: Eukaryota; Fungi; Ascomycota; Saccharomycetes; Saccharomycetales; Saccharomycetaceae
Source: the annotation of a GenBank genome assembly
AUGAGGGAGAUUCUAAACAUUGGAGUAUCGCAUCGUGCAUGCCAUUUGGCUACGCAGUUUUACAACUGUCGAGAAGAGUUACUACAGUUGAGUCCGGUAGAGAAUGAUGCUCAGGUUUUCCUGAAUCCGACCAUUGAUAAAAUAUCCAAGACGGUAUCGUACGCACCAAGAGCACUUUUGUGGGACGCGAAGUCUGGAAACGGUGCAUUGGGACUUCACCAGUAUGAAGCCCAAGGUAAUGAUCAUUUCUACACUGCGACUACCAGCGAUGCCCCGAAGCCCACGAACUCAAAUGUACAAGUUAUCAGGACACAUCCGAUGAUUCCAAAAUCUCAAUAUCAAACGGCUCUUGAUACCAAUAGUGCACUUCCUGAUUUAAAUGAUUCCAAUACUCGGUACUGGUCCGAUUACGCCAAGCUCAUUUACGGACCGUCGAAUUUGAAUUUUCUGCGCGAUUGGUACCACGAUCCCGAAAACGCGUCACUUCCCGAUUUCCAAAACCUGGGUCAAAUCAAGUUCUCAGAUUUCGGUGUAGGCCAAGAUGAAUUCAUUGAGCAUUAUUCCGCAGACUUCCUCGAGGAAAAUUUCCGGUGGCAGCUAGAAAAAUGUGAACAAUUACAAGGCCUUAAUUUGAUCUCUGAGAUUGAAAACUCUUGGGGUGGGUUUUCUUCUGCUAUGGUGUCAGAUUUGAGAGACGAAUUACCUAAAGCUACGCUUUUCACUUGGGGAUUCAACCAGGACGACAUGAUUACCGUUUCACGUCCAGGUCCCUUCUCCAAAGCCAAAUUUAAUCUACUUUGCAACAAGAUACGUUCUACAGUCUAUUUGGUACAGGAAUCAGAUCUUUUUUUUCCGCUAUGGUCAAACACUGAGAUUUCAUCGUGGAGACAAGCGGGCGAAUUAUGCAAACUAUUUGACGGCGUCAACUCAAGUUUCGAUUUGAAAGAUCUGAACAAAUCCAACUCAAUGAAUGAACUUAAAUGGAGUCUACAAUCCGAGGAACUCAGCCGCAACGUGGUCUCCGGUCUCGAAAUCUCAGACCACGAUUAUUCCUUCUUUUCACGAGUUCCACGGCUCAAGAAUAGCAAAGAUCACGAAUUCGCCAGAUGUAGCAUUUCAAGAGAAAAGAUUCCUUCUGAGAAGGACAGAAACUCCAAUCAAUUUUCAGCUUACGAAUGGAAGCCCUCCGAUACGAUUCCUCAAGAAGUUGCCCAAGAAACAAUCUAUACAAGUCAACUUUCAAUUACUGGCCAGUCUCGCGACGUUUUCAGAAAAUGGCUUGAAAUCGUCGAACGACAUUUCAGAUACGAUAACGAUCGUGAAGAACUCAAGGAUAGCCUUGGAACGCUCGCAAGUGCCUAUGAAGAAGGGUUCUAUGAUGAUGAGGAUUCUGGUGAUGAUGAUCUGUGA